AUCCGAGAGACCUGUCGAAAACCUAAUUCCCGAUCAUGCCGGUGAAUCUUGGAUCCAUCGUUUCGCAGUAUCGCCGCCUUGUCGGUGGUAGAUCAAUCGGGUAUCGUCAAGCUAGAGGAUUAUGUUCAUCGAUUGGUAGAAACGUAUACGGAGCAGGAGAGGCUGUCGGCGUGCAGGGGCUCAUAUUGCGAGGUAUAGCUCUGGCUACGGGAUAUAGCUUAGGUAUUAUUUUACCGGGCCGUGGCGAUAGUGCACAGGUAUUUGAGGAGAAGCUGAUGAAGGAUGUGAGGGCGACUGAGGAACUCUUUGAUCAAAUUGAUUCACGAGCUGGUUCGGUGUCUGACCGAAAAUUCUAAUUGUUUUGAAGCUUUGUAUUCGGUCAUUGUGGAAUAAGGCAGACAUAAAUUAAGGAAUUGCUUUUGUUCAAAAUGCAUGUAAACUAUAUGUGUAUGGAAAGUCUUUUGUUUCAAAUGCUAACAUUAAUAAGUAGACUGACGCAUAAUUUUCUGAUUGUAAUCAAUAAGGAGCUUGUCUUAUGGGUAACAACACUUCCUCUAUGAUGA
Molecule: messenger RNA, 563 nt
Organism: Arabidopsis lyrata subsp. lyrata
Lineage: Eukaryota; Viridiplantae; Streptophyta; Magnoliopsida; Brassicales; Brassicaceae
Exons: 4
Coding region: 36-356 (106 amino acids)
Source: RefSeq, a predicted model, not a curated record